CUAUAAAUAUUUAUAAUGUUAAUUCUUCAUUAUUGCACAUUUCAUUUACAUAUACUGCAUGUAAGAGCGUUCAAUUAUACUCGAGUGAUUUCGAAUAAUAUAAUUCUUUCGUAUCACAAGAUCUUAGUUCUCCUUAACUAUCAUAAAGAAGGAAUCAAUCAGGAAUAGAAUAAAGCAGCGUCAAAUUUUCACUCACUCAUUCAAAAGUAUGUGAAAGUAUACUUCUUGCGCAAGGUGUAUAAAUGCUGUUAAUAAAUACUUUUUUUUAUAUUCGUGGAGAAAUCCUCAUGAACAACCGCCGCUCUUCUGAGAGGCGGUGGGGUAAUGUCGGACUUAUCGACUAAAACCCCACGGUGGCCCGCUUGACGCUCAACAGAGGUGUUCCCAGACUUUUUUCUAAUUGCUUCCGGAGCACUUUAGCGUCCUCUCAUUCUGAGGGAGCCAUCACUUAGAUUUAGUUCGGGCUUUCCCCUGGGCCGUCGUGCAAGCCUGAGGAGAUCCCAGAAGCUCCUCGGCGUGACGACUCCUAUGACUAUUUAGGGCGGCGCGGAACACUACAAGAGCGAGAAUUUCUCACCCUCUCCCGCUCAGCCCGCUCCUUUGCGAGCAUUACUUCUUCGCAUUAGAAGCGGACUGCGAGGAACUCCUGUUGCCCCCUCAGCAUCGCUUCCACGACUGACGAUGGGUCCAAACUCUCGGCAAUCGCUAGUCGUAGAACACGGCGGGAGAUCUCCCACGCCGGACAAAACUCCAUCAUGUGCUGGACCGUGUCCUCGUCCUCUUCAAAGGUGAUAGGUGUUCAUUAGCUCUUUUCCAAUUUUCUGUACGUGCUCAUCGAAUACUCCAUGCCCGGUGAGCACGGGCCUGAUCUUCAGCUCCCAUACCUCUCGCCUAGCUCCUCCCCGAACGUCUUGAGCCGCCUAUCCGGCGAGGGAUGAGUCCCCGCCCGAGCCCAGGCCCCUCAGGUUUUCGUACACCCGUCAGAGCGUGAAGGCCUGAAGCCCAAAUGGUGAAGAUGCCGCCAGGACAGAAGUCGACACAUGAGAUACCGUCCGGUAUCCCUUUAUGAUCCUGAUGGCGGUCGUCCUACGCAACAUCCUCAGCAAAAGCAGACUGUGAGGAUGCGUCAUCAGAUUACCUGCUCACAUCAGAGCCCUGUACAGGAUUUGAGGACGGACGACUCCCUCAUAUAGUCGGCGCACUCCGACCCCGGCUCCACCGAUAUUCGGCAGCAAGCCUCAUAGCUGUUGAUAAAGACUACCGUGGCGUUAUUAUGCCUGUUCGGUUUGGAGGAGAUUCGUCCAAAAAAGUCUGUGCAAUAUUGCCCUUAAGCUUGAAAACAAAGAUAAGGACAUUAACUUGUCUGCUUGCAUCAUAUCCCACUCUCCGCGAAGAUCAACUUUACGAAAGGAAUCAUGGGUCGCAACUCUAUCGUUCUCUUGGAAGAUAAUAUUGACUUCUCAUUGGCUCUUCCAUUAAUAUUGUAGUAUCGUAAACUAUUAUAAUUAGUUUAUUAAUGAUAAAUGGAUUAACAAUUCUCGUCAACGCAAAUUCAACUCUCUCCUAACAACACUAACAACACUAACUGGAUAACACAAUCUGCACUCUCUGACAUCUCAACUCGUACUGCUGUUAAUUCGUCUAUUGUCCCCCAGCAACCCCUUGUCUUUUGUCAUAGCCUCACUACGUACAUGUUCAGCAACCGCUUGUUUACAAUCCGCAUGACACCCCCCAGGCCCCUCGUCCACGAUACUACAAUAUUAUAUAAUAUAUGUCGGAGAUGAAAGGACAUCGGGGCCUUUCUUUUCGAGCGAUUAGGAAAACCAAUACCCUAGCCCGGACUUUUAUUGUAGCUACCCUUAAGCAAUAAGAAUAGGAAAUAAUUGUACGACGCUAAUCCGAUUAUGUGUAUUCAGGGUUUAUGACGAUGUGCUUGGGCUCGAGGUGACAAUGAGUCGCCGAACGUAGCCGCGGUCACGGGACGCACAUGUAACAACAGAGGUAUGAAAUAAUUGUGCAUUUCUCCUUAAAAACAAAAAUUGACCCGAGAGAGGGGGAGAGGACUAUAUAAGGACAGUUCCAUUUGUACUGGGAGUUAGUUAGGUAUCGAGAAAGUUACGGAGUUAGUUAUUAAGAGAGUCAUUACGACUAGUACGUGGAGUCACACCAGGAUCGUGUAUCAUAUCGGAUUCGUCUUCCCGUGGCCGUGGAUUCGUAUCGAACCUAAAUUCAUUGUCAUCGACCUCUCGUUUGUUCGAUUGCCAUCAUUACCUGUAACCUCUUGUAAUCAUCACCUCGGUACCCAUAACGAUCAGCUAGAAUACCUAACCACGAUGGUCAAUUCUAGUGAAGGUUCAUCAGACGCCCAUACUUUAAAUCCUUCUCCGACAUAUAUAUGUUCAUUUUUCAAAGAGAAAUAGAGAGUAAAUACCGCGAUAUUAAUGAGGAAACAGGUGUUCGACAGCUGUAAAUUCUCGUUACGAUACGAUAAUCGACGCCACGAGUCAGUCGAUCCCCAGUUUCAGUUAAGAUAAUAGGGCUGGUUAAAAUGAUGAUAACACUAAUUUAACAGGUUGAAAUAUACAUUUUAUUCCAACAACUUUGAAGAGUUAAGUAUUUACGCGCGGUGUAGACGUGUUCUCAAUGAAGUGUAAAUAGCAAGUUUAAGAUGUUGACCGGACAAAUAGGUAAUACCGAGUUAAGAUGUUGACCGGUCAAAGGACGUAAAACCAGUGAACUUUGGUGAUGGUGCUGUCGCGGAGAACUAGUGAUGGGUGUGCCUAAAGCACGGAACAAGAGGAUUCGUUGAUGGCAAUUUUGGUUAGGAUAGUGAGGGCAACGGUCAUUGCUGCUAAUUGAAUAAAAACAAAACUGCUGGAUAAGGAUGGGUGCUGGCCACCCCAAUCGCUCGUGGGUGGCAUUGUACAUGGCAAAAACUCGCUUUCUCCUGUUUUCCCGGAAUGGACAAUAAGUCUAAGAAAUGCUUCAACUUAAAAGAUACUUGUGUGGCCGUAAGGGCCACUAUAAAGAAUACUAAAAUUUAUGAUUGAUCCUUAAGAUAAUUGAAGGUCCGCAACAAGGGUGUUUAGACAUCUGGUGGUCAUCUUGCCCGAGGGAUAAAGUCUGGUUUAUGUGGAGAGUCACGGGAAGUAACAACAGGAAAAUAUUUCUUAGCGCGUGAAAUAAAUGGAAUGGACUCUAAAUGGAAUGAAGAACUUAAUGUUUAUGAUAUCAAAAUAUUAGAAAGGUCACUACUAUACGAAGAAACUGUUUUUCAAGAGUUAGCGUCGAGACUUGACGAUUUGACGUUAAUAGCCUUUUCGCAAAUGGAUAUGUAAAGAACAUGUGAUACAUGUGAAACUCAUCGAAAUGGGCUGCUUUUUGAGAAGUCGAACAAGAAUAAUAUUUUUAGGCAAUGAAAUUGAAAUAUUCACAAAGAGUGGAGUUAAUUCUGAGAAGGUAAAUGACUUUAACCUUUACUAGAUAACCGUUUUUAAAGCUCGCAGUUCUGCCUGAGCAGAAUGGAAAAAUUCAUAGAGACAUUCUGUGCGUAUGAGGCUGCCAACUACUCUCUGUGGAAAGCUACGAACAAAAUAAAGAAGCCCAUAAAAUUAAUCCCAGCAAUCGGGAAACCUGACAACAGAUGGGCCAGAUGCAACGAAGAACAAGCUGAAGAAUUUUCCAACCACCUUUGUAACACAUUUACUCAUUCAGACGAAGGUGCUCAAAAUACAGGUACCUCGACUAACAAGCAUAACUAAUAUAACAGCACAAGAAAUUAGAAUCAUAAUCAAGAAAACAAAAAAUAAUAAAACACAAAGACCUUGCUACAAAAGCAAUACGUUUAAUCACAAUAAUAUUCAAUUCAAUUUUAAGAACCAAUACUUUCCUAAUCUAUGGAAGAUAGCACAGAUCAUAAUGUUAUCUAAGCCAGGCAAAGACCCACGCCAAACUGCAUCUUACAAACCAAUAUCGCUACUUGCUGUGUUUUCCAAAUUACUAGAAAAAAUAAUAUAUAACUGUCUAAAACCAACAAUAGACAAAGAAAAAUUAAUACCAGAUCACGAAUUUGGAUGCAGAAACAAGCGGUUCACGACAGAGCAAAUGUAUAGGCUCGUCAACGAAAUUUUACUAGCGAUAGAAAAGAAAAAAUACUGUACAGCCCUCCUCAUGGACAUCGAGAAAGCAUUUGACAAAGUGAACCAUGAAAGCCUCUUACAAACAAUCAAAAAACAUUUCCCAGGACAAAUCUACCACUUACUCAAAUCAUACCUAAUCAAUAGAACGUUUGUAGUAAAAACAAAGGACGCAUAUUGUGAAGUUAAAGACAUCAAGGUAGGGGUACUGCAGGGAAGCGUCUUAGCACCCACUUUGUAUACAAUAUACAAGGUCAACGUACCAACAAUUACCAACAACAAAGUACUGACAUUGCAGACGAUACGGCUGUACUAGUCAAGCAUAUUAAUCCAGACACUCCUGCUCGGGCAACCGAGGUGGAAGGACGUGUCUAGUCGGUCGUGUGCUCCGGUGAAGCGAUUCAAAGAAGUGUUUUGAAGAGAAAUAAAGUUAACUAAUAGUGAUAGAGAGGUGAAGUUUAAAAAUGCAGCAGAUACCAACAAUAAAAAUUACAACCAAAGGAGAAAUGCACUAUAUAAGCAGGUCGGUAGAUUUACCAGGCCUAAAGCAACAACAGCAAAGUAACGACAACCAAAACGAUAUGGCUAUAGAAGAAACGGAAGAGCAGUGGAGACAGGAGGAGUGCAACCACGAUAACGAAAGAUAUUAUCAGGACGAAAACUGGAAGCUAGCAAAGACAAACAAAAAACGUAAAACGACACCAGGCACAAGUGCCGCAGGAAACCUAGAUACAGAAAAGCAGCGAUGGCUGCAAGAAUUACCAUUAAGAAAUUCCUUCAGCUCAUUAACGGAAGAAAUAGACGCUGAUCCGACAAGUAAAGCCACAACUCAUUCAAGUCACAUUACAAAAGCGCCACCAAUAUUUGUCGAGGCACAAAGAAUAGACCCGCUUAUUGAACUACUAAACAAUAUAGUCGGGAAGAACAAUUAUACAAUAAAACAAACAAAAUUAGAUCAAUGA
Bombus pyrosoma is the source of this 5098-nucleotide messenger RNA. RefSeq lists its product as uncharacterized. The transcript has 2 exons. The record is from RefSeq and is a predicted model, not a curated record. Bases 4601 to 5098 code for a protein of 165 amino acids. Lineage: Eukaryota; Metazoa; Arthropoda; Insecta; Hymenoptera; Apidae.